Messenger RNA from Ziziphus jujuba (common jujube), 4154 nucleotides. Its product is annotated as ethylene-overproduction protein 1. NCBI's taxonomy places the organism in Eukaryota, Viridiplantae, Streptophyta, Magnoliopsida, Rosales, Rhamnaceae. Bases 773 to 3634 code for a protein of 953 amino acids. Gene Ontology annotation, biological process: negative regulation of ethylene-activated signaling pathway. Gene Ontology annotation, molecular function: protein binding. The transcript has 4 exons. The record is from RefSeq and is a predicted model, not a curated record.
AAGAAAUAAAACAGAGUAUGGAAAUGGCGUCAAUGAAAACCCGAUUUUAGCGGCUCUUGCGUCUUUCUCAUUACGUUUUCACGCACACAAACAUUUACACAACUUCGUGCACAUACACAAAACACAACCCCAAAAACCACAUUGAAAAUAGAGAGAGAGAGAGAGAGAGAGAGAGAAUAUACAGCAAAUUUAGGAGGUAAAAAAAUGGAGAAAAUAUACAGAAGGUAGAUAGAGGAGAGAGAGAGAAACAGGGAAAGCGUGGCCGUUUAAACGGCCACUUCCAUCUCAACAUCUGGUUGGCGGUCAAUUUGAUCUUUUCCCCACAUCCUUUCUAUUCCCCAAAGCCAAAAAAAAAAAAAAAAAAAAAAAGGAAAGGAAAAAAAGAAAAAAUCCCCCAACUUUCUCUCCUUUUUCUCGGGAAAACUUUUUUUUUUUUUUUUCAAUUAGGAAAAAAAAACCCCAAGAAAAAUCUUACCCUUUUCCCCUCCAAUUUCAUUGGCCUGCAUCACCAUCGUUUCUUUUCUCAAUUUUUGUUUCUGUUUCUGGGAUUUGUUUAUUUGUUUAUUUUUUUCUGCAUUUUCUCUUCGUUUUCAUUUGCGGAAACGGUGGUGUUUGCUGGGCACAAAGGUGAACUCUUGUUUACUUUUUUUUUUUUUAGAUUUUUUUUUUUUGAUUGCCCAUUUGAAAUUAUUCCAUUUUAUGUCAAUGUGGUGAAUGUUUGGGAAAAUUUGUACGAGUGUGGAUUUAGGAGGUUAAAUUUUAUAGUCGAAAGAUGCAGCAUAAUAUAUUCACGUCAAUGAGAAGUUUGAAGAUUAUGGAUGGGUGUAAAGGUACCCAGGUCUAUGCGCUUAACCCUUCUGGACCAACCACCAAUGGCGGAGGCGGUGUUGGUGGUGGUGGCGGUGGUGGUGGAGGUAGUGUUGGUGAGAAGUUCUUUCAUCAGCUUCAAGACCAUCUCAAGGCCAAUUCCGUUAGAUCGAAAUCCACUCGAACUUUUCAAGCUUCUAAUGCCAUUAAUGCUAUAGCUGAGAGUCUUCUCCCAUAUGGGCUUCCUUUGACCGACCUCUUGGAGCCUCAGAUCGACCACUUUCUUAAGUUCGUUGAUUUCGUUGAAACCAUAGCUGAUUUGUACCGUAGGACUGAGAAUUGUCCUCAGUUCGAGAAAUCCAAGGCCUAUAUGGAGCAAUGCAUCGUGUUCCGGGGUCUUUACGAUCCCAAACUGUUCAGGCGGAGCCUCCGGUCAGCAAGACAGCACGCUGUGGAUGUGCAUACCAAAGUUGUUUUGGCCUCAAUGUUGAGGUUUGAGAGGAGAGAGGAUGAGCUUGUUGGGUCAUCGUCGACGGAUUGUUGUGGAACAAAUGUUGAAUGUCCUAAGGCUACUUUGGUAUCUGGAUAUGACCCAGAAUCGGUAUAUGAUAAAUGUAUGUGUUCCAGUAGCUGUAGAGGGGAAGUUGAUGAUGAAUUUGAUAUGGAGGAUGAGCAAUGUUCGACAUCGGAGGAAGAUGGUGAUAUGUCAUUUUGUGUAGGAGAUGAUGAGAUUAGGUGUAUAAGGUACAAUAUUGCAUCGCUAUCCAGACCGUUUAAAGCAAUGUUGUAUGGCAACUUUGCGGAGUCCAGAAGGGAAAUGAUUAAUUUCUCAAACAAUGGGAUUUCUGCGGAGGGGAUGAAAGCUGUGGAGAAUUUUAGCCGGACUAAGAGAUUAGAUUCAUUUGAUACAAACAUUGUCUUGGAGCUACUUUCCUUGGCAAACAAGUUUUGUUGCGACGAGAUGAAAGCAGCUUGUGACGUUCAUUUAGCAUAUCUAGUUUCUGAUAUGGAUAAUGCCAUGUUGCUGAUUGAGUAUGGACUAGAAGAGAAUGCAUAUCUUCUAGUGGCAGCUUGUUUGCAAGCGUGUUUGAGAGAGCUCCCGAAUUCGAUGCACAAUCCGAAUGUGAUGAAACUUUUUUGUAGUUCAGAGUCUAGGGAAAGGUUGGCUAUGGUUGGCCACGCUUCUUUUAUUUUGUAUUAUUUCUUAAGUCAGAUUGCCAUAGAGGAAGACAUGAAAUCAAACACAACAGUUAUGCUUUUGGAGAGGCUGGCAGAGUGUGCAACUGAAAAUUGGCAAAAGCAACUUGCAUUUCACCAGUUAGGCGUUGUAAUGCUUGAAAGGAAGGAGUAUAAAGAUGCCAGUCAUUGGUUUGGGGCAGCAGCUGAUGCGGGUCAUACUUAUUCAUUGGUGGGUGUUGCAAGGUCCAAGUAUAAGCGUGGCCACAUGUAUUCUGCAUACAAGCUGAUGAACUCUCUCCUUUCUAAUCAUACACCAGUUGGGUGGAUGCAUCAAGAGCGAUCUUUGUAUUGUAUUGGAAAAGAGAAGAUGAUGGAUUUGAACUCAGCAACUGAGUUGGAUCCUACGCUAUCAUAUCCAUACAAGUAUCGUGCAGUUGCACUUUUGCAGGAGAUGCAGAUUGGAGCAGCCAUAUCGGAAAUCAAUAAAAUCAUUGCUUUCAAGGUUUCCCCUGAUUGCCUUGAAUUGCGUGCUUGGUUUUUGAUUGCAUUAGAGGACUAUGAAGGAGCUCUAAGAGAUGUUCGUGCACUCUUGACUUUGGAUCCAAAUUAUAUGAUGUUUCAUGGGAAAAUGCAUGGCGAUCAUUUGAUAGAGCUCCUCCGCCCUCUUGUUCAACAGUAUAGUCAGGCUGAUUGCUGGAUGCAACUAUAUGACCGGUGGUCCUCUGUCGAUGAUAUUGGUUCUCUAGCUGUUGUUCACCAAAUGUUGGCAAACGACCCUGGGAAAAGCCUGCUACGCUUUCGGCAAUCUCUUCUUCUAUUGCGGUUGAAUUGUCAAAAGUCUGCUAUGCGUAGUCUGCGUUUGGCCCGGAACUAUUCUAAUUCUGAUCACGAAAGACUAGUUUAUGAGGGAUGGAUAUUGUAUGACACUGGCCAUCGUGAAGAAGCUUUGGCUAAGGCAGAGGAAUCCAUAUCUCUCCAGAGAUCAUUUGAAGCUUUUUUCCUUAAAGCCUAUGCUUUAGCAGAUUCAAGUCUUGAUCAAGAGUCUUCAAAGCAUGUGAUCCAGCUUCUGCAGGAUGCUCUGAGGUGCCCUUCAGAUGGCCUUAGGAAAGGACAAGCGUUAAAUAAUCUAGGAAGUGUCUAUGUUGACUGUGAUAAGCUCGAUCUUGCUGCUGAUUGUUACAUGAAUGCACUCGACAUUAAACAUACCCGAGCCCAUCAGGGUUUGGCACGUGUAUAUCAUCUUAAAAAUCAACGUAAAUCAGCUUAUGAUGAGAUGACAAAGCUGAUAGAGAAGGCAAGGAACAAUGCAUCAGCUUAUGAGAAACGAUCAGAAUACUGUGACCGUGACAUGGCAAAAAGUGAUCUUAGUAUGGCAUCCCAACUAGAUCCUUUGAGGACAUAUCCUUACAGAUAUAGAGCAGCUGUUCUGAUGGAUGACCACAAAGAAAAAGAAGCCAUAGCAGAGCUAACAAAAGCAAUUGCCUUUAAGCCUGACCUGCAGCUGCUGCAUCUUCGAGCAGCAUUUUACGAAUCAAUGAAUGAUUACAUAUCUACCGUCCGAGACUGUGAAGCAGCCCUGUGCCUUGAUCCCAGUCAUGCUGAUACUGUUGAGCUCUAUAACAAAGCAAAAGAACGAAUUAGUGAAUAGCAAAAGUGAGAGAAUCAGAUAUCUAAUAUUCAUUAUCUUCACUAGGGCAAUACUAUUGUUGCCACCUGAGUUUUUCUGACAAAAAUGUGCAGUAAUGGCUAAACAUCUUUUUUGUCGUGGAAACAUUCGGAUCAGAUUCCAUGGCCUUUUAGAGAGAAAAAAUUGAAGUUUGGAUUUGAAAAAGGAAAAGGAAGUUAGAGAAGGAAGAUAACAUGUAAAUAUUUGUCGACUGGGUUGUAGAUUGGAUAAACCUGCAUCAGGUAGUGCAAACAGGUGCUCCAACUACUAUCCAAUAUUUAUGUACUGCAUCUGGAGAGAUGGGGGAGAAAAGCAACUACAGCAGAAAGAAUAUUGUACAUGAAAAAGAUGUAAAGGCUGUCCAAUUUAGAGGCCUCCCAUUUUAGUGUUUUUGGAAAAGGGAUUUAAAUUGUAAUGUAAACUGUGUUGUCUCAUUCAUUGUAUAAGAUUCACAUUUUUCCCUUAUAUAUAAUAGAAAGGAAAAGGGCUUAUUAUCACAAAA